Messenger RNA from Paramuricea clavata, 428 nucleotides. The record is from the annotation of a GenBank genome assembly. NCBI's taxonomy places the organism in Eukaryota, Metazoa, Cnidaria, Anthozoa, Malacalcyonacea, Plexauridae.
AUGUCGGACGACGAAGUUACCGAGUUAUCUAUGGAGGGAAACGCGAAGGAAAACGUUGUGGAAAGCGGAGUAUCGAAGGAAAAUGGACAAGGAAACGUAGCUGUACCGUACGGAGAAAUAUUAGUUAAAUUGAGAAAGGAAAAAAGAACCCGAAAGACUAGAUUAACUAAAUCGAAGCAUCGUUUGCAGAAAUUAGCUAAGAUGAGAGCUACAAGAGAGGAAAUCGAGAGUUGUAUCGAGGAAAUAUGGGAAAUUUUAGAGGAAGCACAGGCGGUGAUGGAUGAGAUGAGUGUGUUAGCUUUAAAAAUGGAAAAUACUGAGUUACAAUCGGAAAUAAUGAAAGAAUCGGACAGUUUACAGGAAGAAACACAAGAAGUAAUUGAACGUGCUGAGGAAAGGUUGACGGACUUGAUGUUAGAAGCGAGAAG